Messenger RNA from Coccomyxa subellipsoidea C-169, 728 nucleotides. Its product is annotated as UBC-like protein. The coding region runs from base 91 to 459 and encodes 122 amino acids. Lineage: Eukaryota; Viridiplantae; Chlorophyta; Trebouxiophyceae; Coccomyxaceae. The transcript is spliced from 3 exons. Gene Ontology annotation, molecular function: ubiquitin conjugating enzyme activity. The record is from RefSeq and is a predicted model, not a curated record. Gene Ontology annotation, cellular component: nucleus. Gene Ontology annotation, biological process: protein polyubiquitination.
AGCAUCUAUGUUGCAUGAAGUCUCCGAUACACGCCUUCAGUUGACAGCAAGCUGUCCCCUGCACUUCCCCUCUUUCCUUCAGUGACUUGGAUGACCGCGAGAACGCGGCUCGUGAAGGGCCCGGACGGCACUCCUUACCAAGGGGGAGUGUUCCAGCUGGACAUAAGGGUGCCUGACCAGUAUCCCCUGGUCCCACCAGCCGUGCAGUAUCACACCAAAAUCUUCCACCCCAAUGUGCACUUCAAGACGGGCGAGAUCUGCCUGGACAUCCUGAAGAACGCAUGGAGCCCGGCCUGGACGCUGCAGUCGACGUGCCAGGCCAUAGUCGCGCUCAUGAGCGAUGCCGCCCCGGACUCGCCGCUCAACUGCGACGCGGGGAACCUGCUGCGCGCGGGCGACGUGCGCGGGUACAACGCGCUCGCGCGCAUGUACACGCAUGAGCACGCCGCGCCAAAAUAGGCGGCCGGGUCAGUAAAACUGAGACGUAGUGAUGACUAAGGGUUCUGGCAUGCCGCGCCAAUUCUGAAAGCAGGCGGCCGGCUGAGGCUGAUUUAGUGGACCCAUGAAGGUUCCAAGAUGAAGCACCCUAGUGAGGUCACCCUAGUGAGGUCACGCAUGGCUGCACUGGGUCAGUGCACCAGAGAGGUCAUGACAACUAGGGGUACUGGCCGCGUCAAAGUAGGCGGCCAGCAGUGGCACGUGCGGUCUUAGUAAAGCAAAUGCGUUGG